AUGUCAGACAAGGGGUAUGAAAGCUACAAUGACUACUUGUACAUCACUGAUUUGGAGAAUUUCUCUUUCGUUGACGAAGCCGGAAUUGAGAUCGACAUCGGUAACGCUACCAUUGAAGAACUUUUCACUUAUGACUACACAUUCAACAACACGUUUGUUCCUGAACAUGAGCUCAUUUCUUGUGGCAGAAAGAUUGCCUUGAUCUUUUUUGGACUUUUCUUCCUCAUUGGAAUCGCGGGUAACAUGUCGGUGGUGUACAUCGUGGUCCGGCACGUCCAGAUGCGUGGCGUCACUUAUCUGUACCUGGUGAACCUGUCCGUGGCCGACCUGCUCUUCCUGCUGGUGUGUUUGCCUCCCCUGAGCACCAGCUACGCCACGAUGGGCUGGCCCUUCGGAGGGGUCUUCUGUAAAGUGGAGAAUUAUGUAAUGGGAGUCAGCAAGUCGGUCAGUGUUUUGACGCUGGUUGCAGCCAGUCUCCUUGACCGCUACAUUGCCGUCAUUUACCCCGUGAGGUCGCGUUCUCUCAGGACGCCCAAGGUGGCAUGCAUUGUCAUUCUCAUUGUCUGGCUUGUCUCCCUGGCCAUCAUGGUGCCCAGGAGCCUGCUCUUCCAGGAGGUGACCGCCUUCGACACCAGUGGCGUCAUAACUCUCUGUGGACGGAACAACGAUCUACGGCUCAAGCAAAUUGACACAGCCUCCAACUUUGUCAUUCUGUACCUCAUCCCACAGCUGAUCCUGGCUUUUUGUCACUUCCGCAUUGGCCUCAAAUUGUGGACCAGCAGGCGUCCUGGACACCAGGCUGGAUCCACUUCCGGAAGACCUCACGUCGGCGUUCUGGGUAUGCGUGAAAGGAAGCGUGUUACAAUCAUUGUGUUUGCUAUCACAGUCGUCUUUGCUAUCGGAUGGCUCCCAAUGCAUCUGUAUCAUCUGGCGGAAGACUUUAACGACGGGCAAGUUCCUUUGGGAGACGUCAUAGACCGCGGGACAAUUGCAUUGCUUUUCUCUUUUGGAGCCAAUGCUCUCAAUCCUAUCGUCUACUGCUUGUUCAGCAGACCGUUCAGGAAGCAUUUCCGACAGAUGUUCCGCAUGAAGCGUACCUCAGGCGUGGUGACUAGUCUAGAUGCUGACGUCACUGGUGUGACCAAGCGGUCAGACGACCUGACAAUCGUUCGAGCCAGACCCCCAGUCGUGUUGCUGCCUCGGCCAGCUUCCAUCAUUCCUUCCCCGCCUUCCUCCCCGGUCUACAAACGUUUGGAGAACGGCAUCCACUCACUCCAGCGGGCGUCUGCAGUCUUCGAGAACAGAGGUGGAAGUUUGCAGCCGCUUUUGGACGCCAUAGAACCUUCUCUGACGACAACGACGACAUUGGGGAGUUGUGCAGAUCUUGUAUCUCAAAAACAACAUCCCGUCUCCACGGAAACGAUUUCUACCCUUGCGCUGUCCUCAUGUGAGAACGUGACAUCGUACAAAUGUUCACACGCUCAAGCUGGUCCGUCUACCCCUGGUAUCUCGAGUAAUGUAAACAUUUCCAAAGUUCUUACGGACACAAACAGAUCCCCGGCGAUUCAGAGGCCAGGAGUGGCGCGGCACGUGUUGGUGAACGAGGCCAAGCCUGGAGGGAUGAACUGUGAUGGCAAAGAGAACAGAAUCGAUAAUAAUGUCGUUUGUACUCCGGGAGAAGCAGACAGUGUCUCACCCAGCUCGGAAGACGAGGAUGAGCAGCCAGCCAGAAGGAGUCUCUACUCCCUCAUGUAUCAUUGUUCACCCCACACUGCAUCGGAAUCCCUCCUUGGAGUGGAGCAGACCAUUCCCCCUUUGACGUCACCCCUGGGGACAAAGAUAUUGCCUCGGAAUUUGAAAAUAAAAAAUCAAGUCAAGAAAGAACUGCGAAACAGAAAUUCGUGGUCUCACAACGGAGACUUGAAGUUGGUGGAUUUAGAAGAAACGAGCAGUGGGGGAGACUCUGGCUUCGACACUACACAAACUCACAAAACACCCGCGGUUCCUCAUACGGACAGUCGUGUAGAUAGCACGAAAAAGACAAGUCAAACUGGAAGAUAAGAUCUUUAGUCCAAAAGAGACAUCUGUACAUUGUUAAAGAAAGUCUCUUUUGAAAGAAAUCCUGUCUGUGCUGGUAUUACUGGUCACAACCCCCUCUCCCCACACUCACCCUACGAAGAAACCCAGCGCAGCGACAAAUAAACAAAAAACAUCUCCCCCCCUUCCACCCCUCCAAAAAAAGAAA
Molecule: messenger RNA, 2245 nt
Organism: Aplysia californica (California sea hare)
Lineage: Eukaryota; Metazoa; Mollusca; Gastropoda; Aplysiida; Aplysiidae
Product: neuropeptide Y receptor type 2
Exons: 3
Coding region: 1-2061 (686 amino acids)
Biological process (GO): G protein-coupled receptor signaling pathway
Cellular component (GO): membrane
Molecular function (GO): G protein-coupled receptor activity
Source: RefSeq, a predicted model, not a curated record